Messenger RNA from Amaranthus tricolor (Joseph's coat), 1152 nucleotides. RefSeq names its product peroxisome biogenesis protein 19-1-like. Gene Ontology annotation, cellular component: peroxisomal membrane; peroxisome. Gene Ontology annotation, biological process: protein import into peroxisome membrane. The coding region runs from base 250 to 993 and encodes 247 amino acids. Lineage: Eukaryota; Viridiplantae; Streptophyta; Magnoliopsida; Caryophyllales; Amaranthaceae. The record is from RefSeq and is a predicted model, not a curated record. The transcript is spliced from 5 exons.
UUUCUAUACUUUUAUUUUUUUAUUUAAUUAUUUUAUUAAUUUUAUUUUUAUAUGUUCCUGAUUAAUUAAGAUUUUCUCAAAUAAAAAUGAGUAUUUUUUUUAAUUUAGAAGCUCGAGAAAAAUCGAACUUAACCUUAGUCGGUUGACGGUUGUUACUCUUUCAACUCAUCCAACCUUGAAAUAAAUUCCAGAAUUUGACUAAAUUCUGGGCUAGUGUUUACCGAUUAAGAUAAUCCUUAGUGAAUUUUCAUGGCUUCAAACACUGAUGAUUUGGAUCAACUUUUAGACAGUGCUUUGGAUGAUUUUCAGAACCUUAAUGUCACAUCUUCUCAAAGGAAAGAUGUAGAAGAAGUAAAAGAGGAAAACCCAAUUUUGCCCACAAAUGUACAAGGUUUAGGGUUAGGGUUACCUGAUUUGAAAUCCAAAAAAAAGGGUAAACAAAAAGUUCCUAAUUCUAAUGUUAAAGAUUCUCAUGUUUCUGAGACUUUAGAUAAGCUUAGACACCAAACAAGGGAGGUAGUUAAGAAUUUGGAGUCAAUAUCUGGGGCUCCGAAAGUGGGUGAUGAUUUGCCUAAGGAUGCAAUGAUGGAGGAAUGGGUUAAGCAGUUUGAGGAGCUUGCUGGGUCUCAGGAUAUGGAGUCCAUUGUGGAGACAAUGAUGCAGCAGCUCUUGUCCAAAGAUAUCCUCCAUGAACCCAUGAAAGAAAUUGGAGAAAAAUAUCCAAAAUGGUUGGAGGAUCAUAAACCUUCUUUGAGCGAAGAAGAUUAUAAGCGUUACUCUCAUCAGUAUGAGCUUAUACGGGAACUUAAUGGAGUUUAUGAUAGUGACCCGGGUAACUUCACCAAAAUUGUAGACUUAAUGCAGAAAAUGCAAGAAUGUGGCCAACCGCCAAAUGAUAUUGUUCGGGAACUUGCUCCAGACUUCGAUAUGUCAAAUCUUGGCCAACUAUCGCCGGAAAUGUUGGAGGCACAACAGAACUGCUCUAUAAUGUGAAUGUGAGAUUUGAAUACACAAUAUUUUUCCGGUUUUACAUUUCAGUUACUGUAGUUUCUUCCAAAUGUUUAUUGAUAGUAUUGUUUCUUGGUCAUUAGAUCUAUUACUUUACACUAUAUCCGAAUUAUUUUAUAAAUGAUCUCAUAUCUUGAUUCUAUC